AAGGUCAAGCUUCACUACCGGGACGGCGAGUGGCACGCUCGCUUGCUGAUCAGGGAGACGACCGAGGAUAUGAUGCUGCAGCAGACAGGGGAGUUGCCAACAGAGCCUGGGCUGCCCGUGUGGUGGGUAGCCACCCGGGACGGAGACGUUUACCCGGAGCAGGUGGGCGAGGGCGCCUCGCUUGACACGCGGAGCUACCACGCCAAUGGUGCCCUCGUCCCGCGGGCCGCGAGGCCCGGCUUCAGGGCGGGCGAUCCCUUCUUCGACUUCGAGCCGGGCACCAGCCUCGCGGAGUUGUACGUGGCCACCCUCGCCGCCGCUGAGGCCGUGGAGGGCGUGGCCCCGGCGGGGGCCUUGGCGCUGCCGGGGGCCGCGCCCCCUGGGCCCCCCGGAGGCGGGGCGCCCGCGGCCGAGCCGCCGGCCCCCGAGGCCGCGGCUGCGCCGGUCGCCGUCGACGACGAGGGCGACCUUCGGGUGCUGCCCGUCAAGUGGCGGGGGGACAAGCGCUACCGGCCCUUCAGCGAGGCGGUCGACAGCAUGGAGCACGUGGAGUUCAACGACUGCGAGCUGGAGGGUGACCCGAGCGCGGAGUGGUACCUGCACAAGAUGGUCCAGACUGGCCUGGCCCCGGUUGCUCGUUCGCGGGCGUGGGCCAGCGAGAGUGGCAUUCCAGCCGGGGAUCGCUCGGUUCACGAGCAUCACGUGAUCAUGAAGGUGGUGCAGACGGCUGCGGAGAGAGACCAGCUGAAUCUCAUGUGCCUCGAGAGUGAUCGCGAGUCCGCCCAUGCCAACAGCCCGGCGAAUGCGGACUACACCCACGCCGACGACAUGAUGGGCUGGGGGGUCACGAAGGGCGGCGCGCUGGUGGUUCCGGCUCUCACGCGCCACGUGGCUUCCCGCGCCGCCGAGCGCAGUUCGAUCCUCAAGGGGCAGCGCAAGCACGCGGAAGAGAUGCGCCUCUCGCGGGGCAGGAAGCCGCCCAAGGGGGCCGGCAAGGGCGGUGAGGGCACCCCCGGCGCCGACGGCGCCGGGGCGGCGAAAUGA
Molecule: messenger RNA, 1044 nt
Organism: Prorocentrum cordatum
Lineage: Eukaryota; Dinophyceae; Prorocentrales; Prorocentraceae
Source: the annotation of a GenBank genome assembly